This is a messenger RNA of Impatiens glandulifera, 730 nucleotides long. Its product is annotated as ras-related protein Rab2BV-like. The coding region runs from base 30 to 680 and encodes 216 amino acids. The record is from RefSeq and is a predicted model, not a curated record. Gene Ontology annotation, molecular function: GTP binding; GTPase activity. Gene Ontology annotation, cellular component: endosome. The transcript is spliced from 2 exons. Lineage: Eukaryota; Viridiplantae; Streptophyta; Magnoliopsida; Ericales; Balsaminaceae.
UGGCUAGUUUAAAGAGAAAAAGGUAGAAUAUGGCGUAUAAGGUAGAUCACCAGUACGAUUAUCUAUUUAAGAUCGUCUUGAUCGGAGAUUCCGGCGUCGGAAAAUCAAAUAUACUUUCCAGAUUCACUCGCAAUGAGUUCUGCUUGGAAUCCAAAUCCACCAUCGGCGUUGAAUUCGCCACCAGAACUCUUCAGGUGGAAGGAAAGACAGUAAAGGCUCAAAUAUGGGAUACGGCUGGGCAAGAAAGGUACAGAGCAAUCACAAGUGCAUACUAUAGGGGUGCAGUUGGGGCACUAUUGGUUUAUGACAUAACCAAGAGACAAACGUUCGAAAAUGUUGAGAGAUGGCUCAGGGAGCUAAGAGACCAUUCAGACUCCAACAUCGUGAUCAUGUUGGCAGGAAACAAGGCCGACUUAAAUCAUCUCAGGUCAGUCUCAGAGCAUGAUGGACAAGGAUUGGCGGAGAGGGAAGGGUUAUCAUUCCUCGAAACGUCUGCCAUGGAAGCUAUAAAUGUUGAGAGUGCAUUUCAGACUAUCAUGCUAGAUAUUUAUCAGAUAAUAAGCCGGAAAGCCUUGGCAGCUCAGGAAGCAAUUGUGGGUGGUCUUCCUGGCCAAGGAAUUUCCAUUAACGUCGGAGAUUACACAAGUAGUGUAAAUAGGAGAACUUGCUGUUCCAACUGAACAAGAGGCCGAAAGGCUAGUGAUUAUAUAUUAUUAGAGAUUUUGAUGGA